This is a messenger RNA of Lottia gigantea (owl limpet), 2267 nucleotides long. RefSeq lists its product as hypothetical. Lineage: Eukaryota; Metazoa; Mollusca; Gastropoda; Lottiidae. The record is from RefSeq and is a predicted model, not a curated record. The transcript has 5 exons. The coding region runs from base 71 to 1222 and encodes 383 amino acids.
UUUUAUUUCAAAAUAGGUCGAUAGAUUGGCAACUGGUCAGAUCGUGUUUAUAGGUAUUUUUAAAAACAAGAUGGGCAAUUCUUCAGGACACCACCAAGGAGGCCAGGUUAUUAAUAAACAUGAUCCAAACCAACCACAAGCUCAACCACCACCAAGAGAACCACCAUACCCAGGUCCAUCUCCAGAUUAUAGGUUCAUCAACCUAGAAAUCUCCAACACAGCAAAAUACAGUUUUGGUGGUGCAGGACAAGAAAUGAUGUCAAGCAAUGUAGACUCGUUUUAUCCCAUGUUAUCACAACAUUACCAUGAAAAUUUUAGACUGUUAUCUUUUUACAAAACUCCAUCUCAGACACAUUCUGGUAUGUUUAAUCCAACUAUCAAAGUACCUUAUCAAGCUAUUUAUUACCGUUAUCCGUACCAGAAUGAAGGAUGGAGACUCCAAAUUGAGAAGUCGGUUUUAGAACCCAGAAGAACAUAUAAUUAUAGUUUCUUGAGCUCCGAAGGACAUGGGAUGGUGGCGGAUUCUUCACAACUAAUCCAAGCUAUAUCAAGACACUCGUCACAAGGUGGGAGAUUGAUUUGUAUGGAAGAAACUGGACAGCAAGUUGCUCAAGGUUUCUCAGGUGGAUUACAAGGUCGUUUACCAUCCAUUGGUGUUGACGUGUUCUUUGAUAUGCCAACCCACCCUAAUCCACAGAUAUACACGUACCAAAUUAUAUCAGUACCAAUGGAAGUAAGGGCAGGUUUUGGUGGUCAAACUGUUUUUUGUGAUUGGGCCUCACAUUUAGGUCAGUUCUUAUGUCAAGGAUGGCGUUUAGUUGAAAUUUUCGUGGACAAUAGUCAAGUUGCUGGUAGGGGAUUUUCCAUGACAGCAUAUGCCAAUACCAUUUGGUUUUUUGAAAAGCCUCUUUCUAAGAUGAAUGAUACGACACCAGUCUAUCAAGGAACCUUUAUUGACCACUUCGUAACUUUGCAUGGUGGAUUCUCUGGUGUUACUGCUAAUUGUGGUUGGGAACAGAAGAUUCUUGAAAUGGCAUCUCAAGGAUGGGAAUUGGCUUGUAUUCUCAGAACCCCAGAACAACGUGGAACUGGAAUUGCUAGGGCCGAAAUAAAAUUCAUACUUUUCUUUCAAAGAAAUUUAGUCCAACAGUCUGCGCCAAACACAGCCUAUGGCUUUGAGUCGGCUGGGGCACCACCCCCAUAUGAAUCAGUUGGAAAGUAGUGACAUUAAUAUAACCUUAUAACGUAAAAAAAAACCAAACCUAACUCGAUUUUUACCACUGCUAACAAAGCCAGAGAAAGGGCAACAACCUAAUUUGUGAGACAGAUAUCAUCUUUUUAUCGAUGAAGUGAUGCUUAAUAUUUAGGAUGAUAUACAUUUUCCCUAAGAGGAUAAGAAGGGUGCGCAUUACAUUCGGAAUUAUACGGUAUAUUGUUCUUCAUAAUGCAUAAUUUAUCUGUCAGGGCGUAAGUUACCUUGUCUGACAACGUAUCUUAUUUCAAAAGCUGAUAUAGAUAGAGGAAUGAUAUACAUGUACUCAUAUAAUUAUACUACAUGAACAUUACUACAAUAAUCAUUAUGUUACAAAAUGUAUUAUUGCUGCCAGAAGUUUGCAAAUAAAACUACUUUAUUUCAAUGGGAACUUUAAUUUUAUGGACAAUUCCUGAAGAAAUACAUCAAUUUGUGUCUGUUCAUCGAAACUUCAACCACCAACGACCAAUUGCUUUCUCUGGGAUAGGACUACUCAUUUUAUAUUCACUUUUAUUGUCAGCACUUAACAGUGUUUCAUUUUUAUGCAUUUUAUGCUCCACGAAAAACUUUCAGAUUGUACUAUUAGAAUUCUAUUUGAUACUACGCUUGAGGCUUUGGCUCAUGUAAGGGAAUACCUUGAUAAAUUUCAUUGUAUACCCUUGUAUAUGAAAGUAGGUGCAAAAUUCCGAUGCUUUAUAUUUUUCGGAAUAUAAGAGAUUUCUGAUUCUCAUGUGCGUUGUAAAUUCGUUUCAAAAGUUCGAUACGACCAAUAAUUCACAGAUAGCUAUCCCCGAGAAGAAGGAAAUGUUAAAUUCUUCUAUCAAGUUGCAUCAAACGCAUAAUGUUUAUAUACUGCCCAAUAAACAAUAUUUAAAACAACAAAUACAGCGGGGAAAGCUAUUCUGGCUACUUUAUCCAUCUGUCUGGCUUGGUAUAGGGGACUAUCCUUUCUCACACUCGCCAAUGGUUUUAUCUCCUCUUCAUACCUACUUUACUUUUCUCCAUCUGAAUUCUU